Messenger RNA from Prorocentrum cordatum, 606 nucleotides. The record is from the annotation of a GenBank genome assembly. Lineage: Eukaryota; Dinophyceae; Prorocentrales; Prorocentraceae.
AUGCCGCUAGCGACGCAGAUGUGCAGGCAGAUCUUCCACUUUGUGGCUGUCUUGUGCAGGUCGGAGCCGAUGCUGGGCAUCUGCGUCGUGGGCGGCAUGUGCGCUCUUCUGUCUGGCAUCACGUUCAGCGUGACCGCUAUUGAGUCGCCGGAGAACGAGUUCAUGCAGAGCUGCACGAGGCUGGGCGGCCCGAAGGUGGUCAUGGCAAUAUUAUGCGUCCUGUAUCUGUUGAAGCUGGAGAGCGCGGGGGAGAUCAAGCGAUCUCCACGGACGUGCUACCCGAUCCCAGCGGAGGCGGGCUGGCCACUGAGGGGUAGAAGCUUGAAAGGAUUGAGCAACAUCACGAGAGUAGAGGGCUCCAGCAAAGACGGGACCUACUGCGUACGUUGCCUGGUUUGGCGCCCACCCAAGGAGCACAAGCCUCACCACUGCAACACCUGCCAGCGCUGCGUGACUGGAUUCGACCACCAUUGCGGCGUAUUUGGCCGUUGUAUUGUGAAUGGCAACAUGGUGUGCUUCGUCACAUUGAUCGGCCUGCUCUUCACAGGGAUGUGCACCGCCAUGGUCGCAGUCUCCACGAGUUCGGGUUCAUAUCGGGAGGCUUGA